AUGGACCUAAUCUCCAAUGGUACUCGGGAAGAAAUCGCACAGCUUGACUAUUCCACCGACCAACCCUUGAAUCGAGAACCACCCGCCAAAGAGCUGAUUGAGCAAUUCAUCACCCCCCAAGACCUCAACUACGACCGCAACCAUGGCCCCAUUCCACACCUACGCAGCGAGAAGCACGUUAUCCGAGUCGAUGGCCUCGUCGAAACACCGCUAUUUCUCUCUCCAGACCAGCUUCGCUUAGAGUUCGCGCAGCAUGAAGUCACCUGUGCACUUGGGUGUGCCGGGAACCGUCGGCACGCAAUGCGCAUGCUGCUGCGCGAAGUGGAAGGCAUUGACUGGGGCGAUGCGGCCGUUAUGAAUUGCAAGUGGAGGGGUCCUCGGAUUCGGGAUGUGCUUUUUAGGGCUGGGCUGCGCGACGACGCUACCCAUACCUGUCCUGGUUGUGAGAUCCAUGUGGCUUUUGCUUGCUAUCAGGUCCGGUGUCAGGAAGACACUUGGUUCGGGGCGAGCGUGACGUUGGAGAGGUGCUUACGAGAAGACGGCGAUGCCAUUUUGGCGCUGGAGAUGAAUGGUGCCACACUCUCUCCAAACCACGGAUUCCCCGUCCGCGUGGUUCUCCCGGGUAUCGCAGGUGCUCGAUGGGUGAAAUGGCUCGACCGCAUCACAGUCCAGAGUCGCGAGUCCCCAAACUUCUAUCAGCAGCGCGAUUACAAGGUCCUCCCGCCGGACGCAAUCGACCGUGCAUCGGCAGAGAAGUACUGGUCUUGCACGUCGCCCAUGUAUGAGACACCGAUCAACUCUGUUAUCGCGGUUCCCGGUGAUGACGAGACUGUUUCUGUGCCGGCGUCUGGAAUGUUGGAGGUGAAAGGAUAUGCGCUUCCACAGGCUGCGGACGGACCCGUUGCUCGGGUUGAAGUUUCCGGUGAUGAAGGCCUGUCUUGGACCGAGGCCCGACUCACUGGCGCUAGCCCGGAUCGUAAAUGGUGCUGGGUGUUGUGGGCUGCGCAGGUAGAAUUAUCUCCUGGGCCGGGCAGAGAGAUCGUCAGUCGGGCUACUGAUGCCGCGAGGAACACGCAGCAGGAGCACUCGCAGUGGAAUCUGAGGGGCGUGGGAUACAGCGGGUAUGGUCGCGCGAGAAACCUGACUGUUGUGCAGAAUUCCAGUGGUCAUAUCGACUGA
This is a messenger RNA of Penicillium alfredii, 1179 nucleotides long. RefSeq lists its product as uncharacterized. Gene Ontology annotation, molecular function: oxidoreductase activity; molybdenum ion binding. The record is from RefSeq and is a predicted model, not a curated record. Gene Ontology annotation, cellular component: mitochondrion. The transcript has 3 exons. NCBI's taxonomy places the organism in Eukaryota, Fungi, Ascomycota, Eurotiomycetes, Eurotiales, Aspergillaceae. The coding region runs from base 1 to 1179 and encodes 392 amino acids.